Messenger RNA from Mesorhabditis spiculigera, 1254 nucleotides. NCBI's taxonomy places the organism in Eukaryota, Metazoa, Nematoda, Chromadorea, Rhabditida, Rhabditidae. The record is from the annotation of a GenBank genome assembly.
AUGGGCCGGCCGUUGUUGGUCUUUGUUUUCGUCGCGUUGCUGGCAGCGGUCGCCGCCAAGAAAGCCGUAAAGCCCCCGCCAGCCCCGUACGCUCCGGAGUGCCGCAUCGACGAGCCGGACCUUUUCAAGGAGGCCGACCCGUCUCAGGUCCCGUGGUUCACCAUCGACCUCGAUGCCCCGGCCAAGACCCGAUAUGCCCAGAUCGCUCGCGUCUACAAGGACCAGAUCCCGCCCGUUCUUGAUGUGCUGCGCCAAAUGGUCGCUAUGAUCGUCGGAGAUCUUCCGCUUUUCGAGGUCCUCGAGUCGUUCUUCCGUGACGCCUUUGAGGGUGGACGCUACCCGCAGCCGUACAGGGAUGAGAUUCAGGGAAUCGCCGAUGCCUCCGGUGUCCCCGUUGAACAAAUCGCGAUGAUGAACGUCUUCUACGAGUUGUCCCGUUAUUGCACAUCCAUCGUUGCCGAAGACGCCACCGGUGGAAUGUGGCAUGGACGUAACCUCGACUUCGGCCAACUCUUUAUCUGGGACGUCAAGGAUCAGUCCUGGGGGCUGACCGAGGCCUUGAAGAAAGUUACCAUCAACCUUAAUUUCAUCAAGAAUGGAAAGCUGAUGUAUAAGGGAACGACUUUUGCUGGACAUACCGGAAUUAUCACUGGCAUGCGCAUGGGCGAGUUUACCCUCUCCAUGAACGCCAAGAUGGUGCCCGACAUUGCUCAACUUAUGGAGUGGCUUACCGGGGAUGUCAAGGACGUCCAUUUUGCCAUGUGGGUAGACCGCGAGACCAUGGAGAAGGCCAACAACUUUGAGGAAGCCCGCGCCUACCUCUCGACCGUCGAGCAAAUGACCGGAUGCUACUACAUUCUGGGCGGUAACAAGCCCGGCCAGGGUUCGAUCAUCAUCCGCAACGCUACCGCCAUGUACGAGGAGCCGAAGCUGCACGAUGGGGACAACGACUGGUUCGUGCUGCAGACGAACUACGAUCCCGAGCAGGAACCCCUCUGGGUAGAUGACCGUCGUACCGGAGGAAACGCCUGCAUGAACAAGCUCGGAAAGGAUCGUGUCAGCCUUGAGACUCUUUACAAGGUGCUGAAGUCCAAGACAACCCUGAACAAGACCACCGUCCACACCGUCAUCAUGUCCAUCACCCACGGUGCGGAAACGGGUGCGGAAAGCUGGAUUCGGAUUACGCACGAGAUGGAAGGACCAAAGAAUCGGGCGGGGGCCCUCGAACGAGAUCGGGAGAUCGCUUUUUCCUGG